GCCACGGGGAUAGGCGGGCCGCUUGGCCGGCUGAAGACCCGCGGUCAGCCGGUAGCAGCUCCACUCCCUGGUUGCUGUUCCAGCCAUGGCUCUCCGCCGCUGGUGCUGGUGGGCCUGGUCGGUGUGGCCGCGGAUCCGGCCGCCUCCCGCCAGAAGCACCCCGACCCCAAGCUUUGGUCAGCAAUUCUCCACACAGAAGACCCCUCAGGUCUGUGUGGUGGGCAGUGGUCCAGCUGGCUUCUACACGGCCCAACACUUGCUAAAGCACCACCCACAGGCCCACGUUGACAUCUAUGAGAAGCAGCUUGUGCCCUUUGGCUUGGUGCGCUUUGGCGUGGCACCCGACCACCCUGAAGUCAAGAAUGUCAUCAAUACAUUUACGCAGACAGCCCGCUCAGACCGCUGUGCCUUUUGGGGCAACGUGGUGGUGGGCAGGGAUGUGUCAGUGCCCGAGCUUCAGGAGGCCUACCAUGCCGUGGUACUGAGUUAUGGAGCAGAGGAUCACCAAGCCCUGGGAAUUCCUGGAGAGGAGCUUCCUGGGGUGGUCUCUGCCCGGGCCUUUGUGGGCUGGUACAAUGGGCUUCCUGAGAACCAGGAGCUGGCGCCGGACCUGAGCUGUGACACAGCUGUUAUUCUGGGUCAGGGGAACGUGGCUCUGGAUGUGGCCCGGAUUUUGCUGACCCCACCUGAACACCUGGAGAAAACAGACAUCACAGAGGCCGCUUUAGGUGUGCUCAGGCAGAGUCGGGUGAAGACAGUGUGGAUAGUGGGCCGGCGUGGACCCCUGCAAGUGGCCUUCACCAUCAAGGAGCUUCGGGAGAUGAUUCACCUACCAGGAACUCGGCCCAUUUUAGAUCCUGCGGAUUUCUUGGGCCUCCAGGACAGAAUCAAGGAGGCACCCCGUCCAAGGAAACGGCUGGCAGAACUGUUGCUUCGAACAGCUACAGAGAAGCCAGGGGUUGAGGAAGCUGCUCGCCAGGCACUGGCCUCCCGUGCCUGGGGUCUCCGAUUUUUCCGAAGCCCCCAACAGGUGCUACCCACACCAGAUGGGCAACGAGCAGCAGGCAUCCGCCUGGCAGUCACAAGACUGGAGGGUGUUGGUGAGGCCACCCGGGCAGUGCCCACAGGAGAUGUGGAGGACCUCCCUUGUGGGCUGGUGCUGAGCAGUGUUGGUUAUAAGAGCCGUUCCAUCGACCCCAGUGUGCCCUUUGACCCCAAGCUUGGGGUCAUUCCCAAUAGAGAGGGCCGGGUUAUGGAUGUACCAGGCCUCUACUGCAGUGGCUGGGUAAAGAGAGGACCCACAGGUGUCAUCAACACGACCAUGACUGACAGCUUCCUCACCAGCCAGGUGCUGCUGCAGGACCUGGAGGCUGGGCUGCUGCCCUCAGGCCCAAGGCCUGGCCGUGCAGCAGUCCAAGCCCUGCUCAGCAGUCGAGGCAUCCGGCCAGUCUCUUUCUCAGACUGGGAGAAGUUGGAUGCUGAAGAGGUAUCCCGAGGCCGGGGCACUGGUAAACCACGGGAGAAGUUGGUGGAUCCGAGGGAGAUGCUGCAGCUGCUGGGAUGCUGAACCUGGAUCCCAGCCCCUGUUAGGGAGGGAGAAUCCCGUGCCAGGCUGAGGCAGUCUAAGCUAGACUCUAAUCCCAGCUUCAGUGCUGCCUGCUCUGCCUUGGAAGCUGGGCUGCAGCUCUCCAGGAGCCUUUGAGCACUGCCUUCUGCAUGUGGACCUUGCCAGUGUGGGUUUAGGGCAAGGAAGGAACAUUUAAGAGUGGAUGGAGGUACAAGCUGAUUCCACCCCCUCCUGCUUCUCUCCUGUUGGACUUUGGAGGGCCCCUAGAAUGGGAACAUGCUGAAAAUAAAACAGCUGUAACCAAGA
This is a messenger RNA of Nannospalax galili (Upper Galilee mountains blind mole rat), 1873 nucleotides long. It is a transcript of the gene Fdxr, whose product is annotated as ferredoxin reductase. The transcript has 12 exons. Gene Ontology annotation, cellular component: mitochondrion. Bases 86 to 1567 code for a protein of 493 amino acids. Gene Ontology annotation, biological process: ubiquinone biosynthetic process. Lineage: Eukaryota; Metazoa; Chordata; Mammalia; Rodentia; Spalacidae. The record is from RefSeq and is a predicted model, not a curated record.